UUUAAUUUCUAUAUCUAGGUCGUGAUAUAUCAUUGUUCGAAACAGAAUAAUAAUAUAUUUUAGUAUACCACGACAUUACCACGGACUUUUGCUCGUGCCCGAGUUCCAUACGUGCCUAAAUGGCUAAAUCUGUAUAAUCAUCAUUAUUGUAGUGAUGCGUAUCACUCGCCUUUCAACUGCAGCUGCCGUAUUGCAGUAGUGUCGUCUCGCCGACUCGGAACUUACUGUAAGUAACACACGACGCUCGUGCCGACGACGGAUAGGUGAUCAUCAUCGUGUUUUUACUACGCAGUAAAAUAUAAAUCAUAGUCACCGCUUACAUGACGUACACCGCCGAGACCGAGGCGGCCGCCGCGGCCGCGGUGAACCUACUCCGCGACAACGUCCGGUUGUCCGGAACGACGGGCACCGGCGCCGGUGGCCCUUGGUACUAUCCGCCGACCGUGGUCGACGAGGACGGUCGCCUGUGGGGCAGCUGCGCCGACCACAUGGAACGGGUGCUGGAGAACCGGACGGCCAUCCGACAUUACUACCGGUCGCUGCAGCCGGACGCGCCCGCGCCUCCGCUGCUGAGCCGCGCCGGCCACGUGGCCGUCAUCGAGGCGUUCGCGGCAGAUCUGCUGGCGUACUACCGGCCGCUGCUGGCCGCUGUCGACCCGCUGCGCAGCGACUUGGGAGCACAGACCGUCGUCCUGCUGGCCGAGGCCAAUGUCCUGUACAACAUCGUGUUGGCCAUGCGCCCGUGACGACCCGACCACGGCCCCGAUAAGCUCGUGCGAUGAAAAUCCAUCGAUCGGCGAAAAAGGAAAACGGCAGUCUUGUAAUAUAAUAUUUAUUAUAAUAUUUUGUUUUUGUCAAUAAAAUGUUUUAAAUCGUCA
Molecule: messenger RNA, 878 nt
Organism: Metopolophium dirhodum (rose-grain aphid)
Lineage: Eukaryota; Metazoa; Arthropoda; Insecta; Hemiptera; Aphididae
Exons: 1
Coding region: 321-746 (141 amino acids)
Source: RefSeq, a predicted model, not a curated record